CCGACUUUGUACAAAAUUGUCGCCAUUCAGGACAAUCUGCUGCCAUGAAUGUUCGGUUCAACCCACCAGUUCCUGAAACGGUGGACCUUUGGUCCGUGCACGCGGGUGACCGACAGAUCCUUUUUUGCUUCGCUUUUUUCCACCCCAAAAUAGCCACAAGCCCGGAGGUCGAACAUAAACAGGAAUAUAAUUAAGUCAAAAUGAACCCCCUUCGCUACCUUGCCCCUCCCUCGCCCUACAAGGAGCUCUCCACCUCCAAUAAAAAAGGCCUGAAGGAGCGCCUCAGCUACGCCGAGGCCCUGCAGCACCACCCGGCCCUGCAACUGUCCGCCGAGGGAGCUGAGCUCCUAGACACCUACCAGCAAGCAUGUGAGGCUCUUCUUGAGGAUCCCGGCAACCUCAACGCCGCCAUGCGCAUGCUGCAGUACGAGCAGUCUCUCGAACCAUCGGCUGGCAGCCCCGUCAACCUCUCCUUCGACCUCGCCACGAAGGUCAAGCUGGGCGAGGAGCUCGACAACCUCUACAGCGUCUGGACCGUCUCCCGGUACUUGAAGUACUUGCCGACCGGUAUCCGCGAGGAAGCCGGCAACCACCCCUCGUCGAAAGUCGAAGACCCCUGGCACACAGCCUUCUGGACCCCGUUCCACGGCCGGCUUGAAGCCGAGGCCGAGGCAUUCUCCCAGGUCCUCGCUGGCCAGAACCGUCACAACGAAUGUCCCACUUCUCUUCUCUUGAUGCUGCUCUGCGAUCGCCACACGGUCGACUGGGACGAGGCGCGGGCGCUCAUCCGGCACUCCGCCGAGGGCGCUCAGGGCGCCGUUGUCGCGAACCUCCCCGAGAGCGACUUUGGUGAAUUGCUCCGUACCAAAGACGUGGCUGGGCUGGCGACGAGACUCGCCCGCGACGAGACCGGAUGGUCGUGCUCGACCGAGUAUGUGUUGGGUGUCAGUACUCUGCUGAUGGGGUUCUUCGCGAAUACCCUGGCGGAUACGCUGUUUGAUACCGAGGAGGAGCUGAUGGAUCCGACUAAAUGGGCGCCCAAGAAGCCCCUGCGCGAGCGACUGGCAUUGACGGAGGGCCAUGAGCAGGCGUUUCGCGACCUGUUGCAGGAGAUGUACUUGCAGAUGCUGGUGGGAUCCGAUGAUGAGGAUGAUGACGAUUUCCCGGUUUAUGAUGACUAUGAUGAUGAGUUUGACGACGAGGAUGGUGAGUGGGAGGAUGAGGAGGGAGGCGAGGAAGAUGAUGGGGAGGAGUCGGAUGAGUAUUAAACUUUGUGGUCAAUGUGUCAAUAUGAUUUACGGCCAAUUGGAGAGAAUCGCAAUACCAUCUCUCAGAUACUUUGGGCAUGAAAAUGUCUUCAGCGCCUUGGUUUUCUAUAGGUCAGCUUAGAGUGCGUGAAUCUCUGCAGCAUGAUUCCAAACACAUUACUCUCAUCUCCAGACAGGUC
This is a messenger RNA of Aspergillus saccharolyticus JOP 1030-1, 1447 nucleotides long. RefSeq lists its product as uncharacterized. Lineage: Eukaryota; Fungi; Ascomycota; Eurotiomycetes; Eurotiales; Aspergillaceae. The record is from RefSeq and is a predicted model, not a curated record. The coding region runs from base 201 to 1268 and encodes 355 amino acids. The transcript is spliced from 2 exons.